GGGCAGCGUGUGUCUCUAGUAGCUGCUGGUGGUGUGGUGUAUGCCAGUGAUAAAAUGGAUGUCGAGAAACGUCAAUACAUUUUGUAUCGACGAAUUCAUAUUCACGAUUUUGCAAGAGUUUCUCAUUAAAGCGAGAGUUUUGUGAGUACAUUCGGAUGAAGCUCGAGACAACAAGCGUCUACGUUCAUAGGGUUUGAGGGUGAACUUACCGAAUAAUUUCUAUUUAUGCGAGAGCAAUGGCAGAAUUUGUACGCGGCGGACCUAGCGUGUCAAACAGUGCAAAGAGUUCAGAUUUCUCAGAGGAUAUUCUAGCCAAGGCUCUUAAGAGGGGCUUGCAAUUGCAGGUCGAUAUCAACAAUAAAGGUGGAUCUCCAAGCACAGGAAGUGAAGAUGGCGGACCUAACGAAUCUCUCAAUGUGGAAAAUGAGUUUGAUCCAUUUUUAGAAAAUAUUCCUGACGAUACUCAAGAUGCAGAAGAGCCUGACAGUAGUAACAAUACUUUUUUAACAGCACCACCUGAAAAUCAAUGGUAUCAUGGAAGACUGGACAGAUUCACAGCGGAAGAGAGAUUAUGGGACGCCAGUAAAAUGGGAAGUUAUCUGGUCCGCGAAAGUGACAGAAAACCUGGUAGUUAUGUUUUGUCAUAUCUAGGAAGAACAGGCAUUAAUCACUUUCGUAUAACAGCAGUAUGCGGAGACUACUAUAUAGGUGGUCGACAAUUCAACAGUCUUUCGGAUUUGGUAGCCUACUAUACCCAUUGUUCCGAUUUAUUGAAGAGAGAACGAUUAAUGCAUCCGACACCACCGCCUGAGCCGGUGAACGAUAAAAAGCGUAUCGUAGCAAUAUUGCCAUACACAAAAAUGCCAGACACAGAUGAGUUGACUUUUCAAAAAGGUGACAUAUUCUUCGUUCACAACGACAUGGGAGAUGGUUGGCUGUGGGUUACAGCCCAUAGGACUGGCGAGCAGGGUUUGAUUUUUCGUGAAUUGGUUGACGAUCUCGACGAUGCGAUCGAUCCAAAUACGGUGUUCUCUUGGUUUCAUCCCAACGUUACGAAGAGCGAAGCUGUCGAUAUGUUGGUCAAAGCAGGACCGGGAAGUUUUCUAGUCAGACCUUCGGAUAAUAGCCCAGGCGAUUACUCAUUAUUCUUCCACAUAAACAAUCAAAUUCAACGAUUCCGAAUCGAAAAGAAGGGUGUGCGAUAUCUCAUGGGUGGCAGAACUUUCGAGUGUCUCGACGCUGUUAUCAACCGAUAUCGAAAGGAACAAAUAGUCGAAGGUCACACGCUGGUCCAAGCCAUGGUGACGGAACCGGACGGUAGCGUCAGGGUAAAUCGCGAGGUUCAACAUGCCGAAAAAAUUUACGCAACAUUGCGGGAAUGUCGAGAACAAUCGGGAGCUAAGAAAAACAAGGGCAUUAAAAUGCAAGGAUACUUGGAGAAAAAAUCGGAAAAGAACAAAAAGUGGAAAGCUCUUUACUUUGUGCUUUUGGUCGACGCUUCCGAUACGCAUCUUUAUCUUUACGAUAAUCCUAAACGAACUAAACCUAAGGGUCUCAUAGACCUGAGUUGCGCCUAUCUUUAUCAGGUCCACGAAAGUGUCUUCGAUCGACCUCACUGUUUCCAAUUGGUUGAGCGUGCCCUGCCGUGUUUAGCCACUAUAACUUAUUUAGCCGCACCGAAUACCGAAAACGCUCAAGACUGGAUAAACGCCCUAAAACCAUUGUGCGUUUCGCAAUUGACAAGAGCUCCUAAAGUCGCGCGUUUGCGCGAACUCCGCUCGCUUCAUCUUCACAUUCUCGACGCUCAUAGACUUCCGUACAAAUUCGUUCCUAAUCCUUUUAUAAUAGUGGCUCUCAACAACGUUAAAGUCGCCAGGACAAAAGUUAAGACUGGCCUCGAUCCUCUGUGGGACGAGGAAUUCGUUUUGGAAGAUGUGCCACCGGACGUGAUGACUUUCUCUCUCACGUUGUACAAUAAAACAAAACGAAGCAAGGACACGGAGGUCGCCGAACUGUCCGUUGAACUUGCAAAUUUGGCUAACGGAGAGGAAAUGGACGAGUGGUAUCCGCUCUCAGGGGUCACACCUAUCGGAGAGUGGGGAGCAUUGCGACUGCGACUACGAUACAGACACGAUCUUGCAAUGCCACCGGAAGAAUACAGUCCACUACAAGAAUUGCUACUCGAUCCGGAAUUGCACGUAGUACGAGCUUUAGCGGACGUCUGUCAUUUGGAUAGAGUUCCUUUAGCAAAUAGCCUACUAAGAAUAUUUCGACACGAGAGAAAAGAGGCUGAUCUUUUACGAUCCUUGAAUCAGGCUGAAGUUGAUAAGGAGGACGAAACACCGACGCUCUUUCGAGCUGCAAGCCUUACAACAACGCUCAUGGAUCUUUAUAUGAAGUCUGUUUGCACAUCUUUUCUUAAAGCUGCAUUGCGCGAGACUAUAGUUAAGCUUAUUGAGAGCAAACAGAGUUGCGAAUUAAACCCCACGAAGAUGGAUUCGCCGGAAGAUGCUUGUAGCAAUGCUGAAUUUUUAUUACAAGUUCUUGACGAAGUAACGCUAAGUAUUUUUACGAGUCCCGAUGCAUGCCCCAAAACGCUCAGAUAUAUUUGCGGCUGUCUCCAAAGAGCAGUCGUAGCAAAAUGGCCUCAUGAAAGAUUAGUAAGAACGCGAGUUGUCAGCGGAUUUAUAUUUUUAAGAUUGCUCUGCCCUGCCAUUCUUAAUCCAAGAUCGUUCAAUUUGAUUGCCGAGCCCCCGCCUCCAGCGGCUGCAAGAUCAUUAGUGAUGGUUGCGAAAUGCUUGCAAAAUUUGGCAAAUUUAGUUGAGUUCGGAGGUAAAGAACCCUACAUGGAAGUCGUUAAUCCGUUUAUUCUGAAAAAUAAGGAACGGAUGGUUGUUUUUUUGGACCAAUUGUCAAACGUAAUAGAAAAGCCUGAAUCCGAAGGAACGGAUCCGAGAAGCAAGAGUACGUGUGUCUCGGACACAGCGAGAGAUUUGGCGACACUGCAUCACAUUUGUGUUUCACAUUUGAAAGAACUUCAAGUUCUCUCGAAGACUCAGCCGACAAUAAAGCAGCUGGUUACUGUCACGGAGAUGUUGAGUAAGCACAAGCAAAAAUAUAUGGAAAUGAUACGGUAGUGAGAAGGCGAUCACUGAACGAUAAUAAUGCCAAACACGACAAAAUAAUUGUUCAAGCAAAACAAAAUAAUAAAUAACAAUAUUAAUAAUAAUUAAUAAUAACAAUAGUAACGAGGGAUAAGAAAAAAAACGAAAUACAAGAACAUCAAAUAUUUACAGAUUACACUGUAGUAUCUAACAAUACAUCAUAAUUAAGUGGUUUAAUUAAUUAAACUUAACAGACUGACGUGCCAUAUAUAUGAUUGUAUACACACAAGCCUACGUUUACUAUUUCGUAUGUGACUAGAAUAUAGUUUAUAUAUACAAGUAUAUACAAGACAAAAAAACAAUGAAGUUAAACGACAGUGAUAUAGGUACAUACGGAAUCAUAUAGACGUACGACGAUUUUAUAUUUACUUAGGUGCUCCGUAAUGAAUAAACAUUGAAGCAUUAUAAACUGA
Molecule: messenger RNA, 3577 nt
Organism: Venturia canescens
Lineage: Eukaryota; Metazoa; Arthropoda; Insecta; Hymenoptera; Ichneumonidae
Gene: vap
Product: RAS p21 protein activator vap
Exons: 14
Coding region: 237-3137 (966 amino acids)
Biological process (GO): regulation of GTPase activity
Molecular function (GO): protein binding
Source: RefSeq, a predicted model, not a curated record